GCUGUUGGCCACGUCUGUGGUUCGCGAGCUGCUGUUGCAGAGUUGCAGUGUCGUUGGUGAAGCUGAAGCUGCGUGGUGGUGUUCUUGUUCUUCUUUAAUUUCACGAAAAUGAGUAGAGAAGCUAGUGUUGGUGGGUCUGGUGAAGCAAGCUCCAAUAGUGGUGCAGCCACUCCAAGCGUAGCUUCCACAACUAGUGGAACUUCAGAUUCCAAAAGAUUGGCAGUGAAUGCUCCUGGAAAUAGAUCUGAUCCAGGUUGGAAACAUGGAAUUGCAGUUGAUGAAAAUCCAAAGAAAGUGCAAUGCAAAUACUGUCAAAAGGUGAUAAAUGGAGGGAUUUAUAGACUCAAGCAUCAUUUGGCAGGAACACAAAAGGAUGUUGGAGCAUGCAAGGCUGUUAGUGAUGAUGUAAGGAAGGAAAUGUGAAAAAUUGUAUCCUCAUUGCAAGAAAAUUUAAUAAAGAGGGCAAAGGAGAUUGAAGGAAGAUCAAGUGAUUCAAGUCCUCUUGGCCAAUAUGAAGAUGAGGAGGUGGAGGGUGCAAAAAGACAAAGGC
Molecule: messenger RNA, 550 nt
Organism: Zingiber officinale
Lineage: Eukaryota; Viridiplantae; Streptophyta; Magnoliopsida; Zingiberales; Zingiberaceae
Exons: 1
Coding region: 109-423 (104 amino acids)
Molecular function (GO): DNA binding
Source: RefSeq, a predicted model, not a curated record